GACAAAGGCCUGGAACAUCCACCCUUGGAACAUGAUUGCGGUCCGUUGCCCCGGGCAACCGUGCAAACUCCAAACUGAUCUCCUCUCAACCCUUCCAAACAGACUAGAAGAAGCGAAGUUUAGCUCGACUUCUUCACAGAGAAGCAUGGACCUUCCUUUCCUGGUGCUAAUUCAUUUUGGAUGACCAAAGAUCGUUCCUUUCCAUAAUGGGUGAGGUUCGUGUGGUACCGAGUGGAAAGGUCUACAGACAAAUAUUUGAUGCUGAGGUUCAGCUUGUCCGUACAUUGGGAGAAACAAGAAGAAAAUCUCUGUGCCAUGAUAAUCAAUUUGGCCAUGAGAAGAUUCCCAUCGUUCGAAAUUUGGACACACCGACAGGAGAAUUCCUCUCACAACGUCAACGCUCAUGGAUGGAGGGGCUAAUGAAUGAUGGGUACAUUGAAAAUCCAGUGUUACGCAGAGAUGCAGUUCUUUCAACUACAAAAACUAAAGAGCUUCUUGACAUGAACAAUGCAGUGAUGGAAGUGAAAGGUCUUCCUGAUAUAAUUAGUACAGAUCCUACAAAAGUAGGCUCUAGCGUUAUUCAGCAGAUGACGGAAUAUAAGCAGGAAAGUCAUGAAUCAGUGAUAAUGAACAUGGAACAAAAACUGAUCACCGUCAGCAGGGACCUUGAAACCCAGUUUACUCAAUCUGCUCAGCAACUACUGCAGGACAUAGAACAAUCUAUCCAAAAUGUUGAUGGAGUAUUGUCAAAUAUAGAAGAUGAAGGCGAUCUGCCUACAUUGACACUUGAGAAUCUAAAUAACAUCUGGGACCAAAUUAUGAAAAUGGUGAAACAAAGGAAGGACCUGAUCAAAGAAUUUGAUAGAACUUACAAAGAAUAUGAAAAAGAAAGAGUGAAACAGAUAACAGCUGAAUUUAAAGAAUCCAUGAAGGCUUUAGAAAAGAUUUCUUUUUUACCUGAAGAUGAUAUUUAUCGAUUUUUCGAUAAAGAAGCAAUGUUGGUGAAUCAGGCCUUGCUGGCAAAUCAUAGAGCAAUGAGCAAAUUGUAUAUUAACCUGAUCAAGGUUGGUCUGAAGCAUGAGAUGACAAAUCGUGAGGUAUGGAACAGCAAGGUUGAAAAAAUGAAAAUCGCCAAGAGGCAGAGCAUUCUUCAUAAACUGAAAAAUUAUUUGGCAAAGGACUGGGAAAUUGGUUUUUUAGCGGAACAGGAUUUAUUAAAGAGACAACAGCAAGGACUAAACAGUACACGGAUCCAGCUUCUUGAGGAGAUAACAAACAUUGCGCCAUCUGAUUGCAAAAUCGCACUAAAAGACUGGUAUGACUCCUUAAAUGCCAUAAAUAAGAAUAUAGAUUCACUGCACAUUAAAUAUGUAGAAAAAUUGCAGAGUUAUUAUGAAAAUCUCUAUCGUGACUGGAUUACAGAAAUUGGAAAAUGUAAGGAAGAGUUAUUGAGGUCCAAAACCUGCACAGCAAAAGAAGCCACUCAGCUGAUGGUUUCUGACUUUCUCCCUCUUCUUGGCAAUUUACAGCGCCACUUUGAAAAUGAGCUGUCCGCUGUAGAUAAACACAUGGAGAACUUGGCCCAGCAGAUAGAAUAUAAUUGUAAGGAGUUGUUUAAUACUAGUCAUGAAAGUUCUUCACUAUGGGAGGAGCAUAAAAUGAAUUUAAUCGAACUGGAAGACCAGCUGAAAGAACACCUGGAUGACUGUCGCAAGAAGCAUGAUAAAACAAAUCAGGCAAGAGAAGCAAAUUUAGACCUGCAUAUCGAUCACCUGAGACAGGAUAACACACAAAUGGAACUGAAGGCAGACUACAAGAAGGUUCUCUGUCUACUGAAAAAAAUCAAAAAAGGAUAUGAAGUUUUUCACCAAAGUCAGAUCCAAGUAGUCAACAAAUAUCCUUCUACAGUGAAGAGGGAAAUGCAAAGAUUCAGCGCUGCCGUCAGUAAAUAUUUUGACGUGUUCGAAGUCUAUAAAAUGGAACAACCAAGGAUAAUAAUAGAAUCUCCGAAUCAGGAUAAAGAAGUAUUUCCGACUGAAGAAGCUGUUCAGGAGGGAGUUUCUGAGCACAUUAUGAGUGAAAGUGAUGUGAGUCCAAGCGUAAGGGAUGAACCGUUGGCAGAAGAGUCAAACUUCCCCGAUGAACACAGUAUAAUACAGGAAGUAGAAGAACAUUUGAAAAAUGAGUUAUCUCCUCAAGAGUAUUUGGAAGAUGGGUUAUCUCUUCAAGGAUAUUCGGAAGAUGAGAUCUCUGUUCAAGAGCAGUCGGAAGAUGAGUUAUCUCUUCAAGAACAUUUGCAAGAUGAGUUAUCUGUUCAAGAGCCUUUGGAAGAAGAAUUAUCUGUUCAGGAACUCGAUAACACACUUGGUGUGCACUCAAAGAUUUCAAAGGAAAGUAAAAACACCAGUAAUUUCGCAGACUGGGAGUCAUCAGAUCAUCCCAGUGAAUAUUCGGUUGAGGAUGGAAAUGAAGAUGAUGAGGUUUUCUUAACGGACGUACAAAUGGCUGAUUCUCAAGUAUUAUCUGGGAGCAGAAAGUCUAUGCUUACUCUGUAUGAGUAUUUCACUACUUCCAGAGGGAACAACUAUUCAGCACGAUGUAAAAAAAAGGCGAAAUUGCAAAUAAGUAUCAUUUCUGAUUUGGCUGGCACCAGGGCAGCAGAAUUCCUUCAGAGGAGCACAAAGCAUGCGUUUCUUCCUGAAGAACUAUUUAUUGAUUUAAAACGAAGGAUUCGCUUGAUUUAUUUUGAUCACUUAGAGGAGUGGUAUGGCAAAGCCUUGGAAAACGCCAAUAAUAUUGUUGUGGCCAAGAAGACAGAAUUUCAAGCAGAAAUGGAACUUCGAACUCACUUGCAUGAGCCCAGGGGAAAGCGCAUAAAAAUGGAUGUACUCCAUGUUCGGGCUGCGGAACUACGCCUUCACAGUGAGAAAGUGGAACGCCACUGCAACGCCGUGGAAGAAACUAUGCAAAAGCUAAAAAAGGAAUUUGCUAAAAUUCAAACAACACACUGCAAAUCUGUCUUGGACUUUCGUAACAGCAUAUACAACCUGGAGCAGAUCUUCAAAACUGCAACUAGAUCUGAUAGGCUGGUCAACCUGUUAAAUUCACUUAGCAGCAAGCAGGAGAAAUAUAUGGACGGUGUCAACAAAUUACUUCGUAACUUUCAACAAAAGCUGGAUAAAUCUCUCGGAAAGUUACAAGAUGAUAACGCACAUUUUAUUAAAUCUUUGAGGUUAUUCGCAGAAGGUGGCAACUUUACAGCAACAGAAAUUGACACAUACCGGCAGAAUGUGGAGCAGGAAGCCUCGAAUAUUGCCAAAAUAGAAGGGACAAUUAUGGUCGACCUGGAAGUAAUGGAGUCGCUAUCCAUACAACAGUCUUUUGAGGUGAUCAAAGAGGUUGAAGACAGGUUUAUGCGUUAUACUGUCGAUUUGAUCUUCAUUGAGAAGAUUAAACGAUUUCUGACGAACACUCAAGCAAGAAUCAAAAGUGCGGUCGCCAAAAGUAACCACCAGCUCCAAUGUAUAGCUUCCCAUCUUGAGCAGCUUGAAAAGAAAAUAGAUGCAUGCGCCAAACCCAACCUGGACAAAGAAUAUGUGUUGUCUUGGGAUCUAUAUCGCUUUGCCAAAACUAUCAGGGAUCUAACAAAGACAUUGGCCAUCUAUCUCAACUGUUUGAUGGAUCCAGUUUUAAUAGAUGUCCCCCUCCAGGGGUCAAUUGCUACAGCUACUCGUAUUGAUUUUCUGAAAAAAGAGAGUAAAGUAAGCUUCCAUGUGAAUGAGAAUUUGUUUAAUCCCAUGAGAAAAGGAAGAAAUGCCGUUGAAGAUGUGGCUGUUGGCGUCAUCAAAGAAUUACAGAUAUCUCAUAAGUCCGAGGUCGUAUCCGAUACCGUGAAUGAGGACAGUAAUGAACAAGCUAAAGUUGUAGGAUCUCAAGUAUCUUUUUUUUCUGGCUCCAUACAUGGGCGCUCCAAUAUUGCAUCGUCUAGAGGACAAAGGAACGUCUCGUCACCACCCAGUGCAACUAAAUAUACUAAGCCAAACCGCUUUGAUCCAAAGUAUCAAGUUUUUGGUGAAACUGCAGAACCAUCUGACUAUUAUAAAGGAACAAUAACUUACAUUUUGUGGGAAAGUACCAAUGCCUUACUGUCAGUGGCUGAGGACUAUUACAAAAAGAAAGAACGAACUCUAAUCAGCAGGCCUGAGUACUUAAAGGACACAUUUGAACAAUGCGCGGAGGAGGUGAUUCAGAAGAUGCUGUCAUAUCAAGUUCAGGCAACUGACUAUUACAAUAACAGUCUGCAAGAGUUCAAAGAGCUGCUGCUGCUGUUUGAGCAGUUGCUCCCUGCUGUUCCUCAAUUCCUGAUUGAAGAAAUCCUGAAAAAUCACAUGGAAUCAUUCACAAAGUCGAUAGCUGAUAAACACUGCGCAUUCUGCAAGAAACAGCAGCAAAUGGCGAAUGUAAAGGUUGGGAACAAACAGAGGCUGAGGCCAAUUCUGGGUCAUCCCAACAACCUCGAGAUGCUGAAGAGUUUGUGCGAAGAGGAGGAAGAACGACAAGGCACUGAAGCCACAGAGAUCACAUCUAAUUGGGAGAAUCUCAAGCAAUGUUUAAAUGAACACGCAAAUAAUUUUGUGUUCGAGCUCUCCAAACUCUCUGAACUGCUCCUCCUGGAGUUUGACAACUUCCUCAUCAUUGAUGAUAUCGAAAUUUCCGAAGUCUUUGCAGCACAUGAAAAUGACUUCACUUUGUCUGAAUGGAAGCAAUCUGGGCCCCAACUGCAAGAGAAGGAAGCCUACGACAAACUUUCAGUCCCAGAUGAUCGAGCUGGCAGGAGCUGGCCAGGAAUUCCAGCAAAUGAACUUUUACAAGUUAAUGCCCUGAGUUCGAUCAAGAAGCCGGUAGCAGCGGGAGCCUUGUCUGCAGAAACUGCAGCGGUAACAACUGCUAAGAACACACUGGCUCACCUGGCUACCAUGGAGGCGAGAGAUGCAGCUUAUGUGAAAUACAAGCAGUAUUUUCUACAGCAGAUGUCACACGUAGAACAGGAGAUAAGUAUGCAGCUUAUUGAUGUUCAGCGAUGGACACAAGGCUGGAAAGACUCAGUGACAAAUAUUAAGAAGCUGUAUACCUAGCUGACCUCCUUGGAAUAUGCUUUAAUACUGUGCUUUGGAUUGCUUAAUACCUAGCCAUGUUUGUACUUUAGUUAGUAAAUUAAUAAAUAUAUGUUUUUCUCAA
Amblyraja radiata (thorny skate) is the source of this 5238-nucleotide messenger RNA. It is a transcript of the gene ccdc180, whose product is annotated as coiled-coil domain containing 180. The record is from RefSeq and is a predicted model, not a curated record. Lineage: Eukaryota; Metazoa; Chordata; Chondrichthyes; Rajiformes; Rajidae. The transcript has 40 exons. Bases 207 to 5135 code for a protein of 1642 amino acids.